UAUAUUAUUUUCGGAAAUGGCAUAUUUUGAAAUAAACCAAAAAAAAAAUACUUAUUCGGGCUUAGAAAGCAUCAAAAUUCGCUUUCCGGCAAAAAAGCUUGAAUGAAAAAAAUUGCAAACUUUCGACCGCAACAAAGCAAAAUUUCAACUUUGGAAACACCAAAUUAUUCGGCCUAAAAUAAUAAAAAUACAAAAAUGCAAAAACAUUGCCUGAACGUCUGCGCACCCGCCUGCCGCAGCUCCCACUGGAUGUGCAAUAAUUGUUGUUGCAGCACACCAAUGCUGCCGCGGAACUGCGCCAGCUGCAUUUGGCCACGUUCAUGCAACAACAAUAAGCGCCGCGAUGAAUGGCUGUGGCACUCGCGUUGCUUAACCGAUCAUUAUAUGAAGCGUUCAAAAGAACAGUUUGAUACACCGCUUUGGCGACGUGCAAAGCAUCAACGCUCCAAUGCCAUUUCCAUGUUGAAUCUGCGCAACACAAUGUCAACGCUGCCACCGCCGCCGCAGAAGAAAAGAGGGCGGAGAAGAAGGCGUCGGAGUAUUGAAAGAGCUGCAGAAAUCAUAAUUGACAAACCGUUCGCCUGUAGGGGCGGUUAUCUACGCGGACUGGCCAACAUGCCGAGCUGCCGUUGUGAGCGCAUGGGACACCUGCUGCUGCAGCCGAAAUUCUUUAACAAAUGCAAAUGCGAGCCGUAUGAGUGGAUGCCGGAUGUGCCGCUUACCUACUAUCCGAAAUUUCCAUGCCUCGAUCCCUUCGGCAACGCGUGUGACGAUGAGUUCGCAGCAUAUUUGCUCAAAUACCUAAACGGUGUGGGCAGCUACGAAGCGCGUGUGAAAAAACUUGUAAAUAAAAGAUUUCUUGAGAGUUUAAAUAAACUCUAUGCCAAUGUGGGCGGCGGUCGGAAUGGUUUUGUUGGUGCCAACAGUUACAAUUACGAUUCAGUUGAGAGAGAAUAUGAAUUUGAAGGUUUCUUCGGCACCUUUAACCAGUCUAAAGAGAGUGUAAAACGAAAAACUGCUUCAGCUGCCUUUAGUCCCAGGCGUAAUUCAUCGUUCAUAUCUUCAUUUGAAGAAGACGAAGAAAAGAAUUAUUCUAAACGGUAUCACUAUCCCACGUCGGUGCCACUGGAAAAGCAGCCCUACUUCAGAACUAGUCCGAGUCAGAUUUUAAAGUAUUUGGCGGAUAUAUAUUACAAAAAUAGUGGUGGCAACUCUACCCAAAAAUGUUUGCAGCGGCAGCUCUUUCAGAUUGGCUUUCGCUAUCUGGAUUCUCAGAAUGUGAGCAAGCCGAAAAAUUCAUUUACUUCCUUAUUAAUUUUAAAUAGGUGGCAACUCCGGUCAAUAAUUUUUGCCUCUGAAAUCCAUUUAUACAUAAGGAACAAUUGUAAUAAAAUAUGUAAUUUAUUUUAUGUAAUAAAGAGCGUUUAAAUUUUCAAAUA
Molecule: messenger RNA, 1439 nt
Organism: Ceratitis capitata (Mediterranean fruit fly)
Lineage: Eukaryota; Metazoa; Arthropoda; Insecta; Diptera; Tephritidae
Exons: 4
Coding region: 196-1428 (410 amino acids)
Source: RefSeq, a predicted model, not a curated record